CAGAAUAAAAGGAGGGGUCUGCACUGCAGGGCUGCAUUGGCAUAUGCGGGGAAGGACAGUGCUUCAUCUACAGGUCAAAUAAUUGAUGAUGAAUACGGCAGAGCUGAAAAGAAAAUCUCCUGGAUAAAAUAAUGAACAUACCUCUUCUAUAAAGUGAGAAGUUGUUUGAAUAAUCUGGACCAAGAGUGGGAUGUCUGAGACUGCAUCCACAAUGGAGGAGGGAACUGGUGAAGAAGUGGAACUUCACCGUGAGGAUUUAGAGGACACUCCAACACCAAGCGUGCCCUGCCCUCCUUUGAAGACAACAGUCUGUCAUGUUCCAACGGUGGAAAACUUGACUGGGCCUCUCCAAACAUCUGCAAAAACAAGCACACAACUGGAGAGUUUAUUGGAGGAUCUGGGCUUGCAGCAGCACUACAAAGACAAGCUAUCACUGAGCAGAAUACUUCAGAUUGAUGAGAAGACCAUGAGUGAUGAACCUGCCAAGAGUAAUUCAGAUCUUCCAUUUUAUUUUCUUAAGAAACUGAUGAUGGUUAAUGUGACAGCUAGAAAUGUAAAAUGUACAUCUGUGAAUGAAUCAACCUGUGAUGCUACAUCUGAAAAGACAGAGUUAGAUUUUGAUAAUCUGUUUGACAGUCUACAUUCAGGUGACAUGCUGAACCCUCUUGACAUAAUCACUGCUCUCUUUUUGUGUUCUGAUGGAUUUGUACAGCAGGAAAUGGCACUCAAAAUGUCUAUGUGUCAGUUUUCUGUGCCUCUGCUGCUUCCUAAUUGUGACACAAAGCAAUGCACACUUAUGCUUUGGGCCUUGAGAGACAUUGUUAAAAAGUACAGACCUCAGUCACUUUCAGAAUCCAAGGGCUUUAUUGAAGACAGAAUUGUUGUCUCUAAACUUCCAAUGAUAUCUUUUGUUAGACUGGGUGACUGCUCCUUGUCCAAGUCAGAGAUACUGAAUAAGCUUCUGAGCAAUUCUCAGCAGUACCAUGACACCUUCAUUCACCGUAACAUGGAGUGUGGUGACAGUCCAAAGAAAAUAUCCAAUGGAUUGGCUGAAAUUACUUGGUACCUUCCUUGUGGGAAUAAAAACAUGGAUGUUUUCAGUGAGCCAGUGGCUGUAGCUAACCUUCGUGGGGACAUUGCUUCAUUUGAGACACAAUUUUCUUUUUUGUGUCUAACAUCUGCAGCAGUUUUUGUCUUCUUUGACAAUUUGGACUCUCAGUGUGAACUGCUCACUAACCAAAACCACAAGGCACAGAUCUUCUUGGUGGGUAACCAUCAAAGCAAUCGCUCCAGUAUAGACGCUCUAAAAAAGGUGGCAAACCAGUUGGGAUUGACAAACAGCAACAUCCUUGUGAAGACUAAACAAAUGAAUGAUGCAGACUUUGUCAAAAAAAUGCGGAACACAGUCAGGGAUGUAGUUGAAAACUCGAAGACGAAGACAGGAAUUGAGCAGAUGGCUAGCAUUGCCCAUGAACUGGGAAUCUUGGUUGAUGAAGACUCUGAGGAUUGCCAGACUGCCAAGGAAAAUGCAGAUGCCAUCACGGCAGAAAUUAAAGACAUUCUAAAAUACAAAGAAGAUGAGUUACCCUUGCAAGGCCAAAUAUGGAAGGACCUGACUUGCUUAGAGAAGGAAGAAUUUCGGCUUCGAAACGUUGGGUCUAAAAACAUAGAAAUGUACAAAAGUGAUCUUCAGAAGGAGAAAACAAAACUUCGGGAAACACAGAACUCUUAUGACAUGUCAAAGGCAAUGACAUGUUUCAUCAAAGCAAUAUCAAAUCCAGGGAUAGAGAGGUGCUAUUUCCUGAAAUGGAUGCGUAUGAACCUUGAUAACCUCUCUCGAGAAAAACUGUCUGUCCUCAGGGAGCAGUACAAAAAGAAAUACAACUCUAAGAACAAAGAGGAGAUCAAAGACAUCGACAGAAAACUUUCCAACAGCUCACUAGGGACUGAACACUUCUUCCGUGAAAUGGGUCAGAUCUAUGAAGCAUCAGUUUCUCUUCCAGAAACAGACCCAUCACGUCAACAAUUACAGCAUCUGCCCAAACUAUGUGCACAAUUGUUGCUUGAUGGAUUUCCCCUUGAGCUUGUAGAUGGAGAUGCAUCCAACAUACCUCUCAGAUGGGUGAGUGAUGUUCUCUCUCAGCUCAAUGACAUGGUGUCUCCUAAGAGCAAGAUAUUGGUAGUCACAGUUCUUGGAGUUCAGAGCACAGGAAAGUCCACUCUCCUCAACACCAUGUUUGGAGUGCAGUUUGCAGUCAGCAGUGGUCGAUGCACUCGAGGUGCCUUUAUGUUGCUCAUCAGAAUCAAUGAAGAUGUUAAAAAAGUUCUCAACUGUGACUUCAUGAUGAUCAUUGACACUGAGGGCUUAAAGUCACCAGAGCUUGCACAACUAGACAAUAGCCAUGAGCACGACAAUGAGCUUGCAACACUUGUUGUGGGGUUGAGUGAUAUCACUAUUAUCAAUAUUGCAAUGGAGAAUUCAACAGAAAUGAAGGAUAUCCUACAAAUAGUUGUGCAUGCCUUUCUCAGGAUGAAAGAGGUUGGCAAAAAGCCCAAAUGUCAGUUUGUCCACCAGAAUGUGUCAGAUGUUUCAGCACAUGAGAAGAACUUACGAGACAGGAAACUGCUCUUGCAACAGUUAAAUGAGAUGACCCAAGCAGCAGCCAAAAUGGAAAAGAAAGAGGAGAACAAGAGUUUCACUGAUGUGAUGGACUACAGUCCAGACACUGGGAACUGGUACAUACCUGGACUCUGGAAUGGAAACCCACCAAUGGCACCAGUCAAUGCAGGGUACAGUGAGGCUGUUUAUGAGCUCAAGAAAAACAUCAUCCACAUUUUGGGAAGUUGUGAAUCAUCUUCAAAUAACAUGUUUGAGUUUACAGAGUGGAUCACAAGCCUGUGGACUGCAGUCAAGCAUGAAAACUUCAUCUUCAGCUUCAGAAACAGCCUCGUGGCUGAUGCAUAUAUGAGGCUGUGCACAGAAUUCAACAAAUGGGAAUGGGAAUUCAAAAAAGAAAUGUACACAUGGGUUAUAAAUGCAGAAACAAGAAUUUCCAACUUUGGCACUGUUGCUGUGAAAUCUGAGAUAUCUGACAUGGAAGAGUUUCUCACUAAGUUGAAAAGUGAAGCGUGCACAGUGCUGUCUAAAUUGGAGACAAAGCUUCUUGAAAAUCUGGAACAGUACUUCAAGCAAACAGAGGGUCAUGUCUAUCUUGUUGAAAGAUACAAAGAGGAAUUUGCAAACAGCGCAAAAAACCUUCGACGAGAAGUGGAGCGCUCUGUACUAAAUCAGCUCAAAGCAGCAGCUGACAUCAGACAGGGAAUGACAGAAAUUGAUCAAAUCAAAGAGAACCACACAAAACAAUUAGAGUGGAGAGUGCACCGAUUGAUUGAUGAAUGUCGGAAAAAAAAAUUUGAGAUGACAGACGAAGAGCUAGAUGAAGAAUUCAAUAAGAUGUGGAAUAAAACCCUGAACGAACUGUCUUGUCCAAAACAAAAACCCUCAGAUGUCAUCACAAGUGUGACCUACCACCUGAGAGAAAAUCUAAGACAUAAGGGGAGUCAUUAUUGUCAGUUAUUAAGUCAAAAAAAGUUGCAAGAUUGUGGAAAGGAGCCUUUCAAAUGUACAGCUGAAGGAUUUUACAAAUGGGCCAAACACAAAGUUAGCAAGAUCUUGAACAUUGAAGAUCAUGUAAUGGCUUCACAAAAACUAGCUGACAGCAUCAUAAAUGCUUGCACAGAGUUUGUGACUGAAAAAAUGCAAAGAAAAAACAAUUACCAUGACACUUACAUCCAGGAGAUCCUACACAUGAUUGACAACAAGCUACAAAACAGUCAGAAUGUUAAGAUAGAGACUGAGUUUGAAGUUUCUCUAAAACAGCACAUCUGUGGAGAUGCAGCCAGACAGUUCCAGAAAAUGCACGAAGAUUUCAUACAUCUGAAUGAUCCCUACAGAUGUCUGAAUCAAAACAAAGAUAAGUAUUGUGCUGAUUUUAAAGAUGUGUUCCAUGGCCAAGACCAGUGCCAGAAGAAGGCAGAUGAAUUCACAAAGCGCUGCUUGAAGCCUGCAGUCAAAGACUUUGUCAACCGUUCCUUAGGUCCUGACAUCAUUGGUGAAAUGCAGACACGCUUUGAGUUUAGCACACGAAUUUCCUUCCAGUAUUCACUUUUACUGGAUUUGCUCUCAAAGAAUGACUUUAAAGAGUAUUUGAGCUAUAUUAACUCAUAUGAGGAUUAUGUAAAGAAAUGGAUCCUCAACAAAAUACUGGAACACUUCUCAAAAAAGACAACAUUUAAAUGUGAGGAUAAACAUCUCAAAUCAAGCAUCAACAGCAUAAAUGAUGCUAUCAACAAAGCCAAAAUAACGAAAACAGGCAACUUGAAGACAUUUGUUGAACAUAUCUGUCAGGAACUUGGUGACAAACUGGUCAUUUCCCAGGAUGCUCUUGGUGCUUUCAUGAUCCUGAACAAUGCUGACCUGGAACAGUUUGCCAAAUGGCUCACUAAGUGUGUGAAGGACAUGGAACAAACUGUCAGAGAGAGGUUUAAAGAAACAAACAUCCAAAUGAAACUAACAACUCUUCCUGUGAAGCCUCAGAACGAGCUUUUCACCAAACUGAUUGGAUGUGGUCAACAGUGUCCAUUCUGCAAAUCGUCUUGUGACGCAGGAGGACAGCAACAUAAAGAGCACUUCACUUCACUACAUCGACCAAAAGGUCUGGGUAGAGUUAUGUGGGAUAGUACAGACAAACUUGUCGUUGACAUAUGCAGCUCCUCAAUGUGCAGUGACGCACGUUUUUGCUGCAGUGCCACAAAUGGUGAAUGGCACCCUUAUAAAGAUUACAGAACAAUCUUCAAAGACUGGCACAUUCCUCCAGAUGUGAGCCUUCAGGCAUCAGACUACUGGAAAUAUGUACUGGCAACGUUCAACAAAGAGUUUGCCAAAGAAUAUAACGCACAGCCUGCUGAUAUUCCUGACACUUGGAAAUCUAUCACACACCAGCAGGCAAGGGAGAGUCUCAAAAAGUCAUUCAACAUGAAGUGAAGCUAAAACUCUCCCCUCACUUGCCUUGAGUGUACAGAGGUACACAUCCUUUCAUGGAUAUUUUGAUCUGUGUUGUUUUGUAUGAAAUAGAAGAGAAUCACAAACAGUAAAAUAUCAUACAUAAGAUGACAAGGUUGAAGCUGUCAGUACUCAUUUGUUGAGAGACAUUUUAACAUGACGGUCUGCAUCAUGUACAUGAGAGAAAAUCUCUGCAAAUAGUGUUUGCCUCAGAGAUUACAUGGAACGUGUUUUUACCAAAAUAAUCUGCUUUUACUGCAUAUUAAUGUUGACCUUAUUAACAUUUUGAAACAGUCAUUUACUUGUUUUAGUUAGAUUAAAUCUGAGUUUGAGGUUGUGAUGUUUGUCUGACAGAUGAGUGCCAUUAUAUUGCUUCUGAAAAGAUAUACACACUUAAUCAAGACAUCAAAGUCUUUUAUCAAAUAUGAUAUGCAAAUAUGUUUUUUCUUGAUGUUUUUUGUUGAGUAUGUGAUGUCAAAUAUUUACAUUUCCUGUUUAAAGAUCACACAUGGUUUAUGUGAGACUGUCAUAAUAAGAAGUUGUUUUUUUCUUUUGAUUAAGUAAGAUAUAUGUUUGUUUUUGUUUCUCUUAAAUAUCUGAUGACUCAUUCUUCCUGCAGUAAUGUCAUAACAGGACAGAAAGUUUAACAAAAAAGCUGAUAAAAUGUGAUUAUUAACUCUGAAUUUAGAAUCUGUUUUUGUUUCUGUAUCUGAUGCAAAAUAUUUUUAUUAACAAUCAUUCAGUCUAAAUGUCAGCAUGUAGGUUAUGUAGAGUUGUUUUUCUUAUCCUAAAUUUCUUAACUCAGACUUUAGAAUCUCUUUGGUUUUGUUUCAAUGACGUAUCAUGCACGUAGGAUUCUAUCUAUAUCUAUCACACAUAAGCAGGCAAGGGAGAGUCUCAAAAAGUCAUUUAAUACUGUAUGAUGUCAGACCUAAAAACUUCCUUGUUUUGUUGUAUUUCCAUUUUUUGCAGAAAGUUUGAUCUUACUUUUAUGUGAAAUUGAAGAGAUCACAAAUAAUAAUAACAUGUUGUACAUACGGUUGAAGAUGUACUCAUAGAAGUUUUACCACGUUACCCACAGAGAUCAUUGUUUUAUUGAAAUAAUCUGCUUUUAAUGCAUGUUCAUGUUGACCUCAUCAAUUUUGAAAUACUCUUUCACACAUUAGCAAAAUACAUGUUUUAAAUGUUAUAAAAGAAAUCUGAGUUUGAAUUUUUGAUCUUUGCCUGACAGAUGAAUGCCAUUAUAUUGAAAAGAUGUACACAGUUAAUCAAGGCAACAAAGUGAAAGAAUUUUUUUUUCUUGUCAAAUAUAUUAUGCAGUCUUUUAUGUUUUUUUUGUGAGUUUCUGAUGGCAGAUAUUUACAUUUACAUGUCAUUUUCAAAGAUAGUGAUAUUGUCAUAAUAGGAUAUUAUGUUUUGUCUUGUUUUUUUUUUCUGUUUCUCUUAAGUUUCUGAUGACAAAUAUUCACAUGUCAACAUGUACGCUAUACAUGACAGUUUGAGUUUUUUCCUUAUAUAACUGAGUAUCAUAUGUAAUUUUUCUCUGAAUUCAGAAUCUUUGUUUUUUUUUUUCAUGAAGUAUCAUGCACGUGGGAUUAAUGUUAACAAAUAUAUAACUGACUAUUAAUUAAAUAAAGAGACAAAACUGAGACAUGCUCAGAGUCUGGACUUUUCAGAUUUACUCAACAUUUCAUCCAGCACAUGAACGUCUUCACUGCUACAUCACGUCACUGUCAGGUCAACACAACUUCCACACCCACAAAGCAAGCUAAAGAAGAGAAAAGCUUCCACGUAGAAAUGUACAGUUUUCAUCCUCUUCCAGAUGUUGUGUGUCUGUCUCUGUCCUGCCACCCACUUUGGUAUUUUUCUUCACACAUCCAGUUUCCUCAGAGUGAGCAGACUGCAGUGAAUCUGUCACAAUGGCGCCCUCCAGUGUUAGCUUAUAAAAUAGACAAGGAAAAAGAACAGACCAAACUGAAUCCCUUGUUUCUGUUCUCACCUCCAGUGGUGUCUUUGUAGCUGUGCUGUGGUGAGGUUUACUUCACAACCCUCACUGCCUCCAUAUCCACAGAAUGAUAUGUAAUCUUUAUUGAAAGUCAUAAUUUUGAAUUUCCUACACACUGAUCCUUUAAAGGUGGGGUUAGUCAUAUGUUAAAAACAUAGUUGAUGUUGAGUCACAUCCUCAGGUUGUCAAAUAACGACAUAUUGAGUUAUGCUAAAUGGGAAAGUGGCUUGAAGCCACACAACUCAAUAAGCGGUGUUUGUUCUGGGAAUGACCUCCAACACUCACCUGUCUUUCUCCAGUAUGACUGACCCCACCUUUAAAAGAAUUAAAGGAUAAUUUUCAACAUGUAUUACUCACUCCUGUUCACUGAUUCAAUAAAGAGACAAAAUGGACAAACUGGCUAUGAAUGUCUUUAAUGUUUCCCAGAUCAGAAUCACAGCAUACAGUGUAUAAUAACUUCUAAAGUAAACAGAAAUAUCAUCACCUCAUUUAUUUAUAUAGUUUUACUAUACUUUUUUUUAAUAAUCAUCUUUUUUAAAAUUCCAUUAUUUAACAUUUUUCUUCAUCUCAAGUUUCUGAAUUCAACAAAGAAUGUAAAAACGAGACAACAGGUGCAACUUUGCAACGCAGACCAAGCUGGAGAUUUAUGUGAGUGAGUGAGUGUGUGUCUCUCUGUGUGUGUUUACCAUAGUUUGGUGUUAACUCUGACCUGACACAGGAUCUUGAAUCAUCUUGUGUCUCUUGGCUGACUGCAGUUUUUGGGCAUAUUGAAAAAAGAAUAAACCCAAAUCCAGCCCCAACUGUGAGAACCACAGGAUUGCAGUGAGUCACUUUCUAACAGAUGCAAAGCUAAGUGUGUGUUCACAAACUUACAGUCUGCUCCAAUGUUAAACACACACAUGCUCAGAGUCUGAAGGCGCACUGGACUUGAACGUCUUCACUGCUACAUCACGUCACUGUAAGGUCGACACAAACCUCCACACCAGCGAUGCAACAAACACAGU
Molecule: messenger RNA, 8071 nt
Organism: Larimichthys crocea (large yellow croaker)
Lineage: Eukaryota; Metazoa; Chordata; Actinopteri; Sciaenidae
Product: up-regulator of cell proliferation
Exons: 5
Coding region: 191-5044 (1617 amino acids)
Molecular function (GO): GTP binding
Source: RefSeq, a predicted model, not a curated record